UUCUAUUUCAUGACUACUGUUUACGCACCAUAUUUAUUUGGUAAAGUUUGGGACCCAUUAAUUGCUAUUGGAUUGGGUACUGUAAGUUAUUACAUAUACGAAAAGAGACACAGGUCUUCAAAUAAUAAAAAUCAAACACUUUUACUGAAUAAACCUUCCAAUAACAAAAAUUACAAAUAUAAUAGUGGUUAUUAG
Arxiozyma heterogenica is the source of this 195-nucleotide messenger RNA. It is a transcript of the gene NCE101, whose product is annotated as Nce101p. The annotation marks the transcript as partial. NCBI's taxonomy places the organism in Eukaryota, Fungi, Ascomycota, Saccharomycetes, Saccharomycetales, Saccharomycetaceae. The transcript has a single exon. The record is from RefSeq and is a predicted model, not a curated record. Gene Ontology annotation, biological process: protein secretion.